AUGAAAUGGGUCGUCGAAUCGUCUCUGGCGGCUGUCACUCGGCGGAGCGGAAAAACAGCGACUUUGCGGCUCUCCGGCGGCUGUCACCUGACGGAGAGGAGCUGGAUGGAGGUGGGGCGCGUGUCAGGGAGCUUCAUCCUCAGGUCUACGCAGCAAGAGGAGGCUCUUCAUCGCAUCUGGUAUGCUCUCAGGAGGUGGCGACUCAUCUCCCAGCAGAUCGUCCUCUUCUCGACGACGGCUUGUUCGUCGAUCAAUCAGAGAUGAUUUACUUGAUGGAUUCGCGAUCCUUUUAUCGCGAAUCGUUCAGCAAUUUUAGUAGCAAUGCUCCGCGAAUCACGUUGACGAGAUUUUCGCCGAUGAUCCAGCGAUUCUCGUUGCUUAAUCCUUCACUGGCGAUCUGUAGGAAAGUCGCGAUAAUCAGAUAAAAAUAUAUGAAUUUUGACUCUAGGAGGAUUCGAACCCGCACCAGUUGGGCGCCGAUUUUUUGGGCGAAUAUAUAGUAAUGUUACAUUUUUAAGCAAUAAAGUUCCUUCUCUCGCGUGUACGACCACUCGCCCCAUAGUCGGCUGGCCACCGGUGACGUGGAAGGGGAGUGGCGCACACGUGCCCCUAUCGGUCCAAGCCGCUCGAGCCCCUGCUCGCGGCUACUCCCCGACUGAGCUUCCGACCCGCUUGCGGGCCCGGCUGGCCGGCGGGUCCCCCCCUCAUUUUGUCUUAUUUUUAUUUCUUUUUCUUCAUUGAUCUCAAAAGCAAGACUGUAAAAAUCAUAUAAAUUCAUGUAAAAUCACAUAAUUACCUAAAAAUUCACAUUAAUCAAUUGAAAACCACUUUUCACACUUUAACACAAAUAUAAGUCUAUUUAUCAUGAGUUAAGGCUAAAACUAUAUUAUUGACUAAUUAUUAACUCAUGAUAAUGAAGACUUAUCAGUAAGUUUCAUGAUAUUCUUUUUCAGAUUUAGCAUAAAUUCAUAUACUUGAUAUAUAUACCUUGACAUACUUUCAGCCAAAACAAAAUUAACAAAAUCUUCCCAAAAAUUAUAUUUCCAUUUUGAAAAGAAUCUUUCCUUAUUUCUCUCUUGUUUUGUAAGGCUCUCAUUCAUUAAUAAAUACUUUCUAUUAAUAGACCAUAAAAUGUGAUCAGGCCAUAUAAUUUUCAAAUUAGCCCUUACCCAAUCUAGAAUUUUUUCAUCUAACUUGAUAUCUCUAAUUCUUCCACUCACCCAUUUCUUAAUGUGUUCUUUUAUCUGCAUAAUCUUCCCCUGCUCCGUUUUAUCUUCCAUACAUAUUUGUUCAAUUUGUGAGGAGUGAAAUAUUUCAAGCUUAGAAACAAUUCUAAUGGGCUGUGGGUUUUGAAGGAUGGAAGGAUUGUCUUCUUUAAUCUUAGAUCUAAUGAAUUCAGUAAAAUUCAAAAUUUCUCCUCCAAAAUUAUCUCUAUAUUCAUAUUCAUUAUUUUUGUUUCUCUCAAUUAGUUGGAUCAACUCUUUUUCUAGCUUUUCGUUUCUCGACUCAUCAAAUUCUUCAUCUUCCGAAGAGCUAUCUUUUAAUUUCGGUAUAUGAUAUACAUCAUCAUCAACAUCCAUGGCUGCUAAAUUAUGAUUAGAUUUAUUAAUUUCGUCUCCUACAUCUCCUAAAUCAAUUGAUUUUUCCUCACCUGAAAUAUGUUUUUCUUCAUUUGUGUCCUUACUCCCUUCUACUAAAAUUUGGAUGAUUUUUCCAUGAUCACCUGCUGUCUCUUCAUCUAAGGGCUCUUUCUCCUCAUCAUCCUCACUAUAUUUAUUCAUCAAUUGUGAGUAAUAAAUGAUUUUAUUCAAAUUUUCUGCUACUAUAUUUUCAGCCUUAAUAUUCUCAUUUACUUCUAAUGGCUCAUCAAUUUCUUAUAAUAAUUCGAAAUAAGGAUCAAGUAAAAUAUUCUCAAUCAAUGUAUUCACUGACCUAACAUUUUCAUUUCGUGGGUUUUUUUUCUAAAUUUAUCUAGCUAGACUCUCUUUGUUGAAAUCCUACUGUUGGAUAGUUUCCUGAAUUUUCUAUGGGCUGACUAGGUGGCUGUCCCUCUUCUCUCUUAUUCCCAAGAGCCUCUAUAAUUUGUUUCUGGUGUAGGAUCAUUUGAUUCAUAGUUUGUUGCAUCAUUUGGCUCAUUUGCUGCAUCAUUUCCAUAGCAUCAGGUUGGAUUUGAGAGGACUGAUUUUUCUGAAAUCUAUGUUCCUAUUUUGGACGAAAGUCAAAAUGUGAAUUAGAUCUAAGUGCUUCUGGAUUUUGAAUAUUAUUUGAGUUCUCCACGAAAAAUUAUUCCCCCAAUUAGGAUUAUAAGAAUUAGAAAAAUAUUCUCUAUUUUUACAAAAAUCAUGGGGUACCUGCACUAGUUCUUGCCUAUGAUGAUAUUGAAAUUCGAAAUGAUCACUUUCACCAUACAUAGGACCUGCACUAUUUGAAUUAAAUUGAGGGUUAAGAGGCUUUCUAAUAUUGUCAAUAAGUAAAUCAAGUUUUUCUAAUCUUUGAUUAAUCUAAUUAACCUCAUUUCUAAAUUUAGAUUCAUUAUCAUGAUGCAAUUCAUGAAUUCCUCUCUUCUUAUCCUUGUCAUAUAAUUCAAAAGAGGCUUGAUCUCUAGAAUUUUCACUUAAAUUCUCAUAAAGACUGUAAAUCUCAUCAGGGGUUUUCUCCAUAAAAGCUCCUCCACAUAUAGAAUCAACCAUAUUUCUAUGUUUUUCUAAUAAUCCAUCAUAAAAAAUUCUAUUGAGCUGCCACUUGGGUAUAGCAUGAUGAGGACACUUUCUAAGUAAAUCUUUGAAUGUUUCCCAUGUCUCAUGUAAAGUUUCUCCUGGUCUUUGAGAAAAACUCUAUAUAUAUUUUCUCAUAUUUUGAGUUUUUCCUAAGGGAUAAAUUUUUUGAAGAAAGGCCUGUUCUAUGUCUUUCCAGCUAGUUAAUUCUCUAUCUAAUGUGGAUAGCCAAUGGCUAGCUUUGUCCCUAAGUGUAUGAGGAAAUAAUUUCAUCUUAAUAAUUUCCGGUGUAACUUGAGGGAGAUUAACUAAAUCACAGAUCAUAUGAAAUUUUUCUAAGUGCUGAUGAGGUUCUUCUAAAGGCAAUCCAUGAAAAUUAGGGAGCAUUUGAAAAAUUCUUGGAUUUAUUUCGAAUUUAACAUUGGGUGCUACUGGGACUCUAAUAUUGGAUGCUCUUUGAAAUGAAUCAGGGAUAUAAGAAUUUUUCAUGGCCAUAGGAUUGUUCUCAGUUUGACCUGUACUUCCUUCAGGAUCUAUCAAAAUUAAUUUUUCUUUUGGUUUUUUAUUUUUGAAUGAAAUAAUGAAAGGAUUUUCUAGCCUUGGAUGCAAGGAUCUUCUACCAUGCAUAAAAAUCAAUAAAUCCGAGGGAAAAAUUUAGUAAUUGUUACCCUCCUUCAGGAUGCUCCAGUCCUUGCCUUGCUUCUUUUCGUUCCCUUUUUCUAAAAAAAUCAGCAAAAAGAAAAUAAAACAAGAGUUAAAUUUUUUUUUGUGUACUUUAAGAGAAAAACAGAAAAAUACUAAAUAUUAUGCAAUACAUCCCCGGCAACGGUGCCAAAAUUUGACGUGACUUAGUCGUUGUAUAUUAAAUCACGCAAAAAUAAAAUUUAUAAAACUAGAAAAUAUGAAUUUUUGGAUAUUUAGAAGUAUUUCUGAACAAAUAUAUCAAUUAUAAUUCAAUUAAACUUCCAAAAAUAGCGGUAAUUUUCCAAGUCAAUCACAGGGAUGUAGUAUAAUAUCUGGUAAUUAUUCAAAAUUUUCCUCAAAGAAUAAUAUUUUAUAUGAAUUUUAUACUAAGAAAUGAAAAGGAAAUAUAUUUUAAAUUCACUAAAAAAGGAAAUAAGGGUGCGGGUGUCAGGAUGACAUCAGCGCCCGGCGAACGUGAAUCGGGCGGAAACAAAGUUCCGCCCGACGAUUCUUACGUAAGCGAUUACAAAUGAUUUAAUUGAUCAAAUUAAGAUUUGUAAAAGACGGAAGAAUCGUAAUGAAAUGAAGUAUAUGUUGGUAAAUUUAAAAUCAAUAAAUUAUCACUAAAUGAAACAGAAAUUAAGUUGAAAGCAGGAAAAUAGAGUUCUGGCAUCGCGAUGGCGAUGCGUCGGCGAUGCAUCGGAAUCUUGAUCGUUCGGAAGGAUUGUCGUGUAGUGUCCACAACCUCAAAGGCUCUCCUUGGACAAAGACAAUGUGGGCAAUCUCUAGAUUUUCUCGCGAAGUCUAGAGAUUAAUGAAAUGGGUUGUCGAAUCGUCUCUGGCAGCUGUCACCCGGCGGAGUGGAAAAAUAGCGACUUUGCAGCUCUCCAGCGGCUGUCACCCAAUGGAGAGGAGCUGGAUGGAGGUGGGGCGCGUGUCAGGGAGCUUCAUCCUCAGGUCCGCGCAGCAAGAGGAGGCUCUUCAUCGCAUCUGGUAUGCUCUCAGGAGGUGGCGACUCGUCUCCCGGUGGAUCAUCCUCUUCCCGACGACGGCUUGUUCAUCGAUCAAUCGGAGAUGAUUUACUCGAUGGAUUCGCGAUCUUUUUAUCACGAAUCGUUCAUCAAUUUUAGUAGCAAUGCUCCGUGAAUCGUGUUGACGAGAUUUUAGCCGAUGAUCUAGCAAUUCUCGUUGCUUAAUCCUUCACCGGUGAUUUGCAGGAAAGUCGAGAUAAUCAGAUAAAAUUAUAUGAAUUUUGACUCUGGGAGGAUUCAAACCCACGCUGGUUGUCCGCCCCUUCUGAGAAAGGUGUGACGCGGGUUUAGUCCCACAUCGGUUGUGCACCGAUUUUUCGGGCUAAUAUAUAUUAAUGUUAGCUUUCUAAGCAAAGUUCCUUCUCCCGCGUGUACGACCACUCCUUGUCCCACAGCCGGCUGGCCACCGGUGACGUGGAAGGGGAGUGGCGCACACGUGCCCCCAUCGGUCCAAGCCGCUCAAGCCCCUACUCACGGCUACUCCCCGACUGAGCUUCCAACCCGCUUGCGGGCCCGACUAGCUGGCGGGUCCCCCCCUCAUUUUGUCUUAUUUUUAUUUCUUUUUCUUCAUUGAUCUCAAAAGCAAGACUGUAAAAAUUAUAUAAAUUCAUGUAAAAUCACAUAAUUACCUAAAAAUUCACAUUAAUCAACUGAAAACCACUUUUCACACUUUAGCACAAAUAUAAGUCUAUUUAUCAUGAGUUAAGGCUAAAACUAUAUUAUUUACUAAUUAUUAACUCAUGAUAGUGAAGACUUAUCACUCCUCUACUUACUUUCUUUCUUUUCCUACAUUCUUAACCUUUCUUAAAGUUGUUUUUAUGUUCUUUGAUCCCUUGUUCUGUCCUUAACUUUUCUAUUUUCUCUCACCAAUGUUUUCUUCCCCUAGUGGAUUCUCCUUUGUCUGAAGUGUUUUCCCGCUCUAUCUCUCAUCUAAUCUCUUCCUUCUCUUUUUUUUUAUUGAUUUCACAUUCUAUUGUCUCUUUCUUCAAUUAUUUCUGCCGAUGAUUUCUUCCUCACCAUUAGAAAAGUUUCCAUCAUCGAGUUUAUCUCUCCGAGAUUUUUUUUUCUCUUUCUUCCAGAAUAUUUUCUCUUCUUGGACAUCUUCUUUUCAUUCUUAUCUUAUUACUUUAGUUUGUUUUUGUGUGCUUCAUUGGUUUUCUCUUUCCUUUUGCCAAUAAUUUAUUUUGUGAUAACAAGAACUCUCUUUUAAUCUCAAAUUUCCUUUUUAUAAUUACUAAUCUCUCACUCUCUUUAUACCAUGUGUCAAACCCUUUGACAAGUAGUAUUUUUCCGUAUUUGCCGCACUUCUCUCUCUCCAAUGUGCCCUUAUUUCUCUUUCCCUCUCUCUCUCUCUCUCUCCUCGUAUCAACAUCCUAUCUCUCCUAUCACUCUUCUCUCUCUCCAAUCGUGAUGUAGCUUAAGAUGUGUGGAAUUAAAAUCUAGUUAUGGAAUUCAUAAAAAACAUGGUUUCUAUGAAUAUUCCAUCUUUAAUUUGAAGAAUUUGGAAGCCUCAACCUUGGAAUCCAUAACACAUUGAUCUUGAGUCCACAAGAUCAGAAGAGUUUGGCUAAAUCAUUAGAGGAGAUGCUAAAAUCCACAUAUAGAAAGAUAGCCUCAAAAGAGGAAAAAAUUUGUGAAAAUAAUUGAAUUGAGAGUAUGCCUUGAAGCUAUAGGGUGGGGCCUUGAAAUAGAUUGAAAUAUCCUUAAGGAAAAAGGAGGGUUUUGUUAGAAUGUCCUUAAGGAAUAAGAGGGAGUUCUAUUAGAAUGCCCUCAAGGAAUAAGGAGGGGUUAUAUUAGAAUGUCCUUAAGGAAUAAGAGGGGAUUAUGUUAGAAUGCCCUCAAGGAACAAGGGGGGGUUAUGUAGGGUGUUAUUUAAAUUUGCUACACUAUUAGACUAUAUUAUCUAAAUAAGUUUUGUAUUGUCCUAACCAUUAACUCUUCCAUCUUAAUUUGUUGCACAUCAUUAGGCUUUGGGCUCAAAGUUUCUAAAUGUAGGCAUCAAAGUAUUACUCUAGAAUACAACCUUACCUAGCAUGUCAUGGCUUCCUACUAUUUUUCUACAACUAUUUUUUCUUUUCUCAUGAGAAACAUCAUUAUAGUAACUAGGAUUAUUGAUCACUCUUUAUCAAAUUUUCCAAAUAAACAACUUACCAAAGUAUUAGUGUUAUAAGAUUUGCUAGAUGGAGGACAACUAGACGUUUAACCUAAGUAAAAGAAACCAACAUAUGAUUAGUGUAUUGAUAAUUAUAAAUUAGUAGUUGCAUCUAUGUAUUAAUAUCUUAUAUAUAGAUGUUAAUUAAUGAGUAGAUAAUAUAAUUAUACAUGUAUUACCAACUCAUUAUGACAUUCAUAUUGUUUCAUCAUUUAAGUCUUAAUGUAUAUUAUUUUAUUUAUAUUAUGAGAUUGACCCCACUUAACUUUUAUAAAGUCAAGUGAUGAUUCUUUCAUAUUUUCUUGAUAAUUAUUUGAUUGUAAGUACUUAGGUGAGCUCUUAUUAUGUGUUGGAAGUAAUGGAAGAAGCCAAGGCUUUCAGCCUAAGGAAAAACCCAAGUCUUAUGGAGAGGGUCAACCUAAUAUAUUUAUGGGUCCAAGAAAGGGUGUCACCUUGGGCAAAGCUCAUUUGAACUUGAAAGAGUUAUCAAGAGAUGAGAUCUAGGUCAUCCAUCUUAGAGUGUCUUAAGAUGAGCUUAAGAGAAGGAUUAGAGUGUUGCUCUUAUGAAAGAAUUUGGGCCAUCAACCAAGAGAAUUCUUGAGAGGAUUAAGACAUCUCACCCCCCUCUUGGAGGACGCUUUUUGAUUCUCUAUCUAAUAGUGGUUAGUCGAAGAAAAUAGGAGAGAAAUUAAGGCUUAUUCAACGACAUUUUUGUGUUCAAGAUCAUCGUGGAGAAGAGAUUAUCUGGAACACAUCAAGAUCAUCAUGGAUCAAGCAUCACUCAGCCUAGGACUGACGCACAAUGAGGUUUGUGCAAGAUCUAGAUUUGAGACAUCCUUGUAAUUUUCUCUAUAGAUAGAUUAACUCUUAGUUCGAAUUAGUUUACCAUUUAUUCUAUCAUUUCAUUGUGUUAGAUCUAUUUUCUCUUCUUUACUAUACUUUUUAUUUCUCUUGUCUUUAUCCUUGUCAGAUUAAUUCUGGCCUUCACAAUCUCAAGUAUAUAUAUAUAAGAAAUAAGAUAAGUAAAAUUUUUACUCUCAUUACCCACGCUCUUUGAAGAUCGAUCCUUACUUAUCCUAAACAAAAGAGUGAUGUUUUAUAAAUAUUAUUUGCAUGAACUUAGUGGCAUCACGACAACAUAUGAGUACCUCUAAAUUGAGUUCAUCAUAGUGCAUCAAGAAUCAAGAAAUAAUAUCCAGAGUGAAACUUGAGAGGACGAAUAUUUCUAUUCAUUUCUAACUUUUUUUCUUUUUUUUUUGAAUCAUGUGAUACUAAUAAACUCAUUUUAAGGUUGUGUAGUUGUUGUUCUGUUUUGAGUUUAUACAUAAUAUUUAUAUUUAUUUCUCCUCUACUUAUCUAUUCUCUUAUAAGGAUAAGGCAAGUAAGGGGUCGAUCCUCAAGGAAUUGGGAUUUAUAUUCUUAAUAUUGUUUAAGUUUAAAGAUAGGUAAAGGCUGAAGAGAUAGAAUUAGAGGAAGAAUAAUGGAAGAACGAGAAUUGAGAAAUGUUUUAGAUGCUCCUACUUAAAACUUAAAAGAGCAAUUUGAGGGAAAAGAAGCGGACGAGAGAUGAGAGGCUCAAAGAGAUCUUGAUCCUCUUACAAAGGUCAAGAUCUCCACGACCUCACAAGGGACGGUCAAACUAUGGUUCAAUUUCCUGAGAAAUAGCAAUGUAGAUGAGGGUAAUCAUUUUAUUGGAUAGCAGGAGAUGAAAUGCAAACCUCGUGACCUGAAGUGCGUACCUUGAGUUUGGAUAUUUCGCCUAGACUAGGCGGUUUUCUCCAACAAGAACACACAUCCAGAAUCAAGAACAAAAUUCACAAUAAAUCACUUAUGUUCAGGUUUAUCAACUUGGAUCCUAGGAGAAACAUAGUGAUGCAUUUCACAAAAGAACCUUCUCCCGUUCCUAUUUUCUUUCCAUGACCCUCUCCUUCCUUCACUUGAGCGCCCGUGAUAUCUAGAGUUCAUGGCCCAUCUUAGAGAGGGAAGUUGAGGAGAUAUUGGGCUGGAACAGGUUACGCGUGCUCCACUCUCCUCCUUCAGGCCUUUCUUGGCCCACAAUGUGUUGCAUGACCUCUUACUUUCACCCUGAUAGCCUUCAAGCCCUCAAAUUGACCACUUAAUUAGAUUCGCCUGAUUCUUGCACAUCACAUGCUAAAAAAUAUUAAUCAAUAAUAACACUAAUUGACUUCCAAAAAAUCAAACAGGUUAGUCAUAAGAAAAUAUCAUUAAUAAUUCAAUAGUAAUCAUGAAAUUCAUAUAUAUAUAUAUAUCAACAUAUUUUCCAUGAGAGCUUAUAAGUAAGGAAUCAUUACUCAUAUUCAUAGUCACUAACAUGAUCUUGGCAAACUUUUGAGCUCAAAAGCAUAUGAAAUCAUAGAUAUUAUCACUAUAAUUAUCAUGUUAUCACACCCCCCAACUUAGCCCAUUGCUAGUCCCUUAGCAAUGGUAUGAAAAUGAAUAUGAUCUUAAACUUCCUAAUUUUUUAUGAGCCUGAAAAUAUACUUCACAAAUUACAGCAAUCAAAAACUAUGUCUAUGUCCACGAAUUCCUAAUUUUUCUUUUGACAAAGGUUAAACAUUUCAUCUAUCUAGUACUUCCCAAUUUACUAAGCUCCGAAAUCAAUUUCUACUCUUGAAAUCAUGUCAUGAUUUCCUGAGUACAUUAAGGUUUACAUAGCUAGAUUAAACCAGAUAGUUUUUAUUGCUUUUAUUAUUAUUAUUAUUUUAUUUCAUGCUGGUAGCUUUUCUCUUUGACCUUUCUUGUCUAUCCUAAUCUCACAUGUGGAAGCCCCAUGGGACAAUGGGGAAAGCCCCUUGAUUGUAUGCUUCCGGGCCUUCACUUUGCAUGGUUACAAUAGGUAUUUUGCAAGCCUUGCUAAUUCUAAUCUCACAUGUGGAAACUCGACGAAAUCAGCUAAGCAUUUUUUUUUUAACUAGUGUAAUCUUUACAAUGUUCUGCCCUUUUGCCCCAAGUUUAAUCAUGAUUAAUGACUUGAAGACGCAUCAACUAAUUCAAAAACUUUUCAGCCAACUGCUGAUCAAGAUACAGAAGGAUUCAAUUCACUACUCACAGAUGAAAAUAGAAAUUCAUAAACAUAAAUUCAGCUGGAGAUCAAGGUAGAUUUUCUAAAUUUAAGAGUGUGGGCUAUAUGCACCAUGAAAGGUCAUGAACCUCGUCAUCUGGUUAUAAGCAUUAUAGCACCUGGUGUAAUCUCAUGUACUCAUCCUCAUGCAUUUAUGCUUCCCCCCCAAACUACCAUACGCAUUGUCCCUAAUGCAUCUAUAUAAGAGAAAAAAGAGAAAGCAUUAAAUAUGCAAAUCGAGAGUGAGUGCUUCACUAUUCAUCUUUCAAUUUCCUUUUGUACUAAUCCAUGUCACGAUAUGUGCUUCCUCUGGAAUGCUUGAUCUGUCCGCUUAAUAAAAACUCAAGAAAAACAUUAAAGGAUAGAGAAAAAUAAUAGGAAAGAAAUAUAGUGGAAAGGAAAGCUACACCAUCUUAGAGUACUUGAUCGAUAGAAUUAUUGGGACGAGAAGUUCUAAGAAGGUUGAGGUUCAAUAGAUGGAUCGUACAAUUGAGUGGAAACGGGUAAAGAAGGGAGAUUUGUCUAAUAAGGUUUAUUUGCCCAUUCACUUUAAAAUUUUGAUCAAUUUUUGGAUCUGCAAUUAAUACUGCGCCACAGUCAAAAACUUUAAUCAUAAGGUAUGGUCCAUCCCAUCUAGAUGUCAAUUUCCCUAGAAAUAAUUUCAAUCAAGAAUUAUAAAGCCAAACUUUUUGAUUCUCAUGAAAAUUCCUUCUACUCACAUUCUUGUCAUGAAAAGCCCUCAUUUUUGCUUUAUAAAUUAGGGAGUUCUCAUAUGCCUCAUUUUGCAAUUCUUAAAGCUCUUGCAGUUGCAACAUAUGGUUCUCACUUGUUGCAUCUAAAGAGAGAUUAAGUUUUCAUAUAGCCCAAUAAGCCUUAUAUUCGAUUUCCACAAGAAGGUGACAAGUUUUCCCAUAUGCUAUCCUAUAAGGUGACAUCCCUAUGGGUGUUUUAUAAGCAGUUAUAUAGGCCCAUAAGGCAUCGUACAAUCUACUUGACCAAUCUUUCCCAUCAGGUCUAAUAAUCUUCUUUAAUAUUUUCUUAAUCUCCCUAUUACUCACCUCUACUUGGCCAUUUAACUUGAGGGUGAUAAGGAGUCGUCAUUCUAUGGUGGACUUCAUACUUUUUCAGUAAAUUCCAAAAAUGAGAGUUGUUGAAGUUGGUUACUUUUUCACUAAUAAUCGCCCUAGGACACCCAGAUCUCACAAAAAUAUUCUGCACAAUAAAUUUCACUACCACUUUGUGAUCAUUAGAUCUAGUAGGAAUUACUUCUACCCAUUGAGAAACAUAACCCACUCCUAUCAAAAUAUAUUCAUAGCCUUCAAAAGAUGAAAAGGGCCCCAUAAAAUUGAUUUCCCAUAAAUUGAAUAUCUUUACUUCUAUAAUCGGCUGUAGUGGCAUAUGAUCUCUCUUCCGCAAAUUCACUGCAGCUUGACACUUCAAAUAAUCUUUGUAGUACUCAAAAACAUAUUUAAACAAGCUAGACCAAAAAAAACCACAUUGUAAUAUCAUGGAAGUAGUAAUUUUUGGGGGAAAAUGACCACCAAACAAUGAAGAGUGACAAGAUUUUAAAAAUUUUCAUUGCUCUUCAUUAAGUACACACUUUCUAAGGAUAUGAUCAACUUUCAAAUGAAAUAACUUAGGCUCUUCCCAAAAAUAAUAUUGGAUAUCUUUGAAAAACUUUCUUUUGUCACUAAAAUUUCAUUCAUUUGGUAGUUGGCAUGUGGCAAGAUAAUUCACUAUAUGUGGAUACUUAGGUAUUUUUCUAUCUUGAAUUCUUAAAAUUUGCUCAUCCACAAAUGAGUCUAUGAUAGAUACAUGUGAUUUGAUUUGUAAUCUAGAUAAAUGAUCUACAACCACAUUUUCACAUCCAUGUCUAUCUUUGUCUAUUCACUUUUAUUUGCUGUCCUAGUUUUGGAUCCUCAAUUAAAAUAGCAUCACAUUCAAAGAUUUUAAUAAUAAUAAAUAGACCAUCUCAUCUAGAUUUUAACUUACCAAGAAAGAGUUUGAAUCUCGAAUUAUAAAGCUAUACUUUUUGAUUUUCUUUGAAUUCUCUUCUUCUUAAUUGUUUAUCAUGAAAUACUUUCAUUUUAGCUUUAUAAAUCUUAGAAUUCUUAUAUGCCUCAUUUCGAAUCUCAUUAAACUCAUGCAAUUCAUGUAAUCAUUUCUUUCCAGCAUCAUCAAUAGAUAAAUUGAAUUUUUUAAUUACCCAAUAUACUCUAUGCUCUUGUUUUACCGAAAGGUGACAUACCUUACCAAAAAUUAAUCUAUAUGGCGACAUGCCUAAAGGAGUUCCAAAUGCUCUCCUAUAUGCCCAUAGAGCAUCAUAUAAUCUCCUAGAUCAAUCCUUUCCAUCAAGCCUACAGAUUUGUUUAUAGAAUUUUUUUAAUCUUUCUAUUAUACACUCCUACUUGUCCAAUGGCUUGUGGAUGAUAAGGUGUAGUUAUCCUAUAAUGAACUCCAUAUCUUUUCAAUAGGGUCUUAAAUUGAUAGUUGUUAAAAUGUGAUCCUCCAUCACUAAUGAUAGCCCUAGGACACUCAAUCCUUGAGAAAACAUGUUACUCAAUACACUUAACUACUACCUUUCUAUCAUUAGUUUUAGUAGGAAUUACUUCUACCUAACGAGACACAUAAUCUAUUAACAUCAAAAUGUAUUCAUAUCCCUCUGAAUUUGAGAAAGGCCUCAUGAAAUCAAUUUCUCAUAAUCAAAUAUCUCUGCUUCUAAAAUUGACUUAAGGGACAUAUGAUCUUUCUUACUCAAACUAAUGGCUGCUUGACAUCUUAAACAUAUUAAAUAAAAAUCAUAAAAAUCUCUAAAUAAAGUUGGCUAAUAAAACCCACAUUGUAAGACCUUUGAAGCUUUAAUUUUAGAAGAAUAAUGGUCUCCAAAUGGUGAUGAAUGAAAAAACUCAACUUUUUCCUUGCUCCUCUUUGGGUACAAAUCUCCUCAAAAUCUGAUCAACUCUUAAAUAAAAUAAUUCAGGUUCUUCUCAGUAAUAAUGUGAUAAUGUUUUGAAGAAUUUGUUUCUCUCAUUAUAGUCCCAAUUUAAAGGCAACAUUCCUAUAGCAAGAUAAUUCACUAUGUGUGCAUACCAAGGAAUUUUCCUAACUUGAACUUAAAAAAUAUGUUCAUCAAGAAAGGAAUCACUAAUGGGUUGUGAAUCCGCUACAAUCAUCCUCAAUAAAUGAUCAGCUGCUAUAUUUUCACUUUCCUUCAUAUCCUAUAUCUCAAUAUCAAAUUCCUAUAAUGAAAGUAUCCACCUAAUAAGCCUAGGUUUAGCCUCUUUCUUUCUAAGUAAAAACUUUGAAGUUGUAUGAUCAGAAAAAAAUAACAAUCUUACUACCUAAUAAAUAAGACCCAAUAUUUUCUAAAGGAAAAAUAAUGGCUAGUAAUUCCUUUUUAGUAAUUGAAUAAUUCACCUAAGCAUCCACCAAGGUCUUACUAGCGUAAUAGAUGGCCGCUCACUUGUCGAUUUUUUGGCUUAGGACUGCUCCCACCACAAAAUCCAAUGCAUCACACAUUAGCUCAAAAGGCAAGCUCCAAUCAGGGGCCCGCAAAAUAGGAGCUUGAAUGAGUGCAUCUUUAAUUUGGUUAAAAGCAAUCCUAAUAUCACUAUCAAUAAUAAAAUUGACAUCUUUAGGCAAGAGAUUAGUUAAGGGUUUAGAAAUAUUUACAAAAUAUUUAAUGAAUCUCCUAUAGAAGCUUGCAUGGCCAAUGAACCCUCUAAGUUCUUUUAAAUUGCUGGGAAGAGGUAGAUGCUUGAUCACUUUGAUUUUGGCCUUGCCUACCUUCAGCCCAUGCUUAUUGACUCGAUGUCCUAACACUAUUCCUUCUUGCACCAUAAAAUGAGAUUUUUCCCACUUAAUAUAAGAUUAUUUUGGAUACAUAUUUGUAGAACCUAUGUUAGAUUAAAUAAACACAUCGCAAAUGAUGCAUCAAAAAUUGAAAAAUCAUCCAUGAAAAUUUCCAAUCUAUCGCCCACUAAUUCGGUAAACAUGUGACGUGACUUAGUCGUUGUAUAUUAAAUCACACAAAUAUAAAAUUUAUAAAACUAGAAAAUACGAAUUUUUGGAUAUUUAGAAGUAUUUCUGAACAAAUAUAUCAAUUAUAAUUCAAUAAAACUUCCAAAAAUAGUAGUAAUUUUCUAGGUCAAUCACAGGGAUGUAAUAUAAUAUCUGGUAAUUAUUCAGAAUUUUCAUCAGAGAAUAAUAUUUUAUAUGAAUUUUAUACUAAGAAAUGAAAAGGAAAUAUAUUUUAAAUUCAUGAAAAAAGGAAAUAAGGGUGCGGGCGUCAGGAUGAUGUCAGCGCCGGUGAACGUGAAUCGGGCGGAAACAGAGUUCUGCCUGGUGAUUCUUACAUAAGCGAUUACAAACGAUUUAAUUGAUCAAAUUAAGAUCUGUAAAAGACGAAAGAAUCGUAAUGAAAUGAAGUAUAUGUUGGUAAAUUUAAAAUCAACAAAUUAUCACUAAAUGAAACGGAAAUUAAGUUGAAAGUAGGAAAACAGAGUUCCGGCGUCGCGACAGCAAUGCGUCGGCGAUGCAUCGGAAUCCUGAGCGUUCGGGAGGAUUGUCGUGUAGUGUCCACAGCCUCGAAGGCUCUCCUUGGACAAAGACGAUGUGGGCAAUCUCUAGAUCUUCUCGCGAAGUCUAGAGAUUAAUGAAAUGGGUCGUCGAGUCAUCUCCGGUGGCUGUCACCCGGCGAAGCGGAAAAACGGCGACUUUGCGGCUCUCCGGCGGCUGUCACCCAACGGAGAGGAGCUGGAUGGAGGUGGGGCGCGUGUCAAGGAGCUUCAUCCUCAGGUCCGCGCAGCAAGAGGAGGCUCUUCAUCACAUCUAGUACGCUCUCAGGAGGUGGCGACUCGUCUCCCGGCAGAUCGUCCUCUUCCUGACGACGAUUUGUUCGUUGAUCAAUCGGAGAUGAUUUACUCGAUAGAUUCACGAUCCUUUUAUCGUGAAUCGUUCAGCAAUUUUAGUAGCAAUGCUCUGUGA
Spirodela intermedia is the source of this 14649-nucleotide messenger RNA. The record is from the annotation of a GenBank genome assembly. Lineage: Eukaryota; Viridiplantae; Streptophyta; Magnoliopsida; Alismatales; Araceae.